CAUGGUGACAUCAUGCAGUACUAAAAGCUUUUAACCGGAUUCCUCUCCUGCCUUAGGCCCCAUUUUGAGUCCUCUUUCAGCUAGGCUAGGGGGAAGGGCACAGGCAGGACGGUGGUGUGUGUGCCUUCUUGCAUGUUUCCCUCCCUCACUGCUGCUAUUAGCAAUCUAUCAGCACAGUAAAAGGCUUUCAAAAUCAGCAUCUAAAGAUCCUAUUCCUGCAAAAACAGCCAGCACAGGCCAAGAGACCCAUUUCAAAAAUGGGAUCAGAGGAUGGUUUCAGCUACCUAAUUCCAGGCCACAGUGAGAAACACAGGCGGGCCCCGAACUGGACCGAUGGCGAAAUGAAAGCCCUCCUGUAUGUGUGGGAGGAACACCACAACGAACUGAAAAUGAGCAAGAGGAAUGCUAAGGUUUACGAGAAGAUGUCCCAGAGGUUUUUCCAGCUGACUGGAGAACAGCGUUUCAAAGAGGAGAUCAAGAUGAAAAUCACCAACAUGUCUUUUCAGUACAGGCGACUGAAAGCCACAGCUUGUCAAAGUGGGGAGAUGCCGGAUUGGCCAUACUAUAAAGCCAUCGAAAAGAUCCUCUCCAAGCCACUGGAGAACGGCAGGGUGAACUCUUUGGAGUAUCAGGCCUCUGCAGCAGGCCCCUCCACGUCGUCCCAGUCCACAGAUAACAUGCUGCCCCAGUCAGAGGAGGGAGUGAUCGGAUUCCUGCCAGAAUACACAGGAUCCUCAGAUGAGAUGGAGAUAAAACAAGAGCUGGACUCUUUGAGCUCUGACAGCGAGCACACACAAGACUCCAGCUCCCAUCAUAUUUCAGCCCGGAAGAGACAUGGCAACAAGCACAUGUCCAUGAAGAAAAAGAAACUCCGAGUUAUGCAGGCCAUGCUGCAGCAACAGAAGAGGUCGAGCCGGGCCAUGGAGGAGACGUGCAGGGAGGUCCGUCGAGUCAUGCAACAGCAGAACCUCCUCCAGGUCCAGUGUCUGCAGCUGCAGGAGCGCAUGAUGAACCUGCUGGAGAGGAUGAUUCAGUCUCCUUCCAACACAUCUGGGUCAGCCACUCUGACCCACUCACAGGGUCAGAGUGGGGUAAAAGAUCUGGGAACAUCAUGAAGCAUAGAAGUUGUUGUUUUGUUCGGGAGAUAUCAUGAGAUUGCAGCACCUAUAGCCUUGUUGAAAGAAAAAACAAAUUUUAUUUUGGAUAUGAGUUAAGCAUCAAACAUUUGUAAUGUUCAUUAUGCUAUAGGUAUUGCUGUUAUCAGUGCAGAGAUGGCAUGGACAGACAUAAAUAUAUGCUUUUGUCAUUACUUAAAGUGUCUGAUGAUCAUUAUUAUUAGAAUGUUAAUAACUGUAUGUUGGCACAGCAAAGCAGGCUCCAAUGUGAGUCUUCAUUUUAAGGAUAGCUGUAUCAGAUCUUUCUUGAUCAUUUGCCAAGUAUCCUAAUAAAAUAACUUUGGGAACAACAA
Messenger RNA from Acanthochromis polyacanthus (spiny chromis), 1468 nucleotides. RefSeq names its product Myb/SANT-like DNA-binding domain containing 1 (gene msantd1). Gene Ontology annotation, biological process: positive regulation of DNA-templated transcription. Gene Ontology annotation, cellular component: nuclear body. The record is from RefSeq and is a predicted model, not a curated record. The transcript has 3 exons. Lineage: Eukaryota; Metazoa; Chordata; Actinopteri; Pomacentridae. The coding region runs from base 258 to 1115 and encodes 285 amino acids.